Molecule: messenger RNA, 1543 nt
Organism: Lepidothrix coronata (blue-crowned manakin)
Lineage: Eukaryota; Metazoa; Chordata; Aves; Passeriformes; Pipridae
Gene: MTG1
Product: mitochondrial ribosome associated GTPase 1
Exons: 11
Coding region: 32-988 (318 amino acids)
Cellular component (GO): mitochondrion
Molecular function (GO): GTP binding; GTPase activity
Source: RefSeq, a predicted model, not a curated record
GUGUCGCGCCGGAAGUGACGCGCCGGAGGCCAUGAGGGUGUGGGCAGGGCCGCUGAGGGCGGCCGGGGCGUUCCGGGAGCGCUUCGACUUCGGCGGCCGCGAUGUGGCCUCUUGGUUCCCGCGGCACAUGGCGAAAGGGUUGCGGCAGAUGCAGGCGGCGCUGCGCCGCGCUGACUGCCUGGUGGAGGUGCACGACGCUCGGAUCCCGGUGUCGGGCCGUAACCCCGCACUGAAGGAGGCUCUGGGCAUCCGCCCGCAUGUCCUGGUGCUGAACAAGAUGGACCUGGCUGAUCCCCGCCGGCAGCCGGCGGUGUUGGAGCGGCUGAAGGAGCAGGGGUGCCCGCAGGUGGUGUUCGCCGACUGCCAGCGCGAUGUCGGGGUCAAGAAGAUCGUCCCCCUGGUUGCCCGGCUGGUGGCUGAGGGCCCACGCUACCACAGGGCCGAGAGCUCCGACUUCAACAUCCUGGUGAUCGGCGUGCCCAACGUGGGCAAAUCCUCGCUCAUCAACUCCUUGCGGAGGCUGCACCUCAAGAAGGGGAAAGCCACGGUGGUGGGGGCCGAGCCCGGCAUCACCAAGGCAGUGCUGACCAGGAUCCAGGUCUGCGAGAAGCCCCUGAUGUACCUGGUGGACACCCCUGGUGUGCUGCCCCCGAAGCUGGGGGAUGUGGAGACGGGCAUGAAGCUGGCACUGUGUGGAGCCAUCCAUGACCACAUGGUGGGGGAGGACAUGAUGGCUGACUACCUGCUGUACACCCUGAACAAGCAGCAGCAGUUCGGGUACGUGCAGCGCUACGGGCUGGGCGAGCCCUGUGACCACAUCGAGCCCGUGCUGAAGCACGUGGCCCUCGCCCAGGGCCGCACGCAGAAGGUGACGGUGCUGACGGGCACAGGGAAUGUCAACGUGACGAUGCUCAACUACACGGCAGCUGCCUACGAGUUCCUGCGGGACUUCCGAGCGGGACGCCUGGGCAGGGUGACACUGGACUGAGACCUGUCCCGUGGGAGAGAGGCACUGCCUGCAGCUGUGCGGGCAGGGGACACCUCAGCAGGGAGCUCUGGUGUGUGAUUGAAGUGGCUCUGCUGGGACAGCUCCUGGUUCCAGGCAAAGCGCCGGAGGGACAGAAUGCCAAUGGUGGCAGCUGAGGUUGCCCUGUGGUGUCACUCUAUGGGGAGCUGUUCCCACCCCAGGGAGCCUGGGGCAGAGAUGGUGCCUCCGGCUGGGACAGAAUCCCUGGGGAGCCAUUUCAUUGCUGUAGCCUUGGCCUGCUCAGGGACCUCCAUCCUGAAAUAAAGCCUGUGUGGGCAGGGGGCCGGGCGGUGGCCAUCCCAAGGUCCUGCCAGAGCCCCUCGUCCCGCAUCCAGCCACACCUGCUUUUGUCCAGCUUUAUUGUCGCCUCCUCGUCCUCGCGAGGCCAGGGACAGAGGCGCGGUGCAAAGGGGUGCCCGAGCCGGCGGGGUUUGGAACGGCAUGGGGGGAGGUGGUGGAGGGGCUCCCGCGGGGGUCCUGCCCCGCUGGCAGUGGGUGGGCACAGCCCCAGGAGCU